Messenger RNA from Onychostruthus taczanowskii (white-rumped snowfinch), 1322 nucleotides. RefSeq names its product CD8a molecule (gene CD8A). Lineage: Eukaryota; Metazoa; Chordata; Aves; Passeriformes; Passeridae. The transcript has 6 exons. The coding region runs from base 49 to 738 and encodes 229 amino acids. The record is from RefSeq and is a predicted model, not a curated record.
UCAGCUGUGCUGCACCAGCCCCAAGCACAGACACCAAGCCAGGCGAAGAUGGACACGUCUCCUGCCCUGCUCCUGCUGCUCACUCUGGGAUUCUGCUGCCCUGGGAUUUAUGGCCAGUCACUUCAGAUAAAGGUCAGGUCUCCCAAGGACAUCACCCAGCUCUGGGUGGGACAGAAGCUGGAACUGGAGUGUCACACUGACAAGAACCAUGGGGCAUCCUGGAUCCGCCAGGACAGGAGUGGGACCCUUCACUUCAUUGUCUUCAUCAACCCCAUGGCUCGGGCCACAUUUGAGGGGAGUCAGAGGACAUCACAUCGCUUUGAGGCGAGCAAAGACAACACAAUCUAUCGGUUGGCAGUGAAAUCUUUCACACCACAGGACGAGGGGAGCUAUUUCUGUGUGAUGAAUUUUAACCAAAUGCUGCACUUCAGCCCUGGCCUGCAUGCCUUCCUUCCAGUCAUCACCACAGUGGCACCCAGCACAACAGGACCCACCACCCAGCAUGGCAUCACUAAGUACCCCGACCUCACGACUCCAGAUCCAGAGGGAAGAAUGCAGGAAAAUCUGAAUUUCUUCUGCCACAUCUUCAUCUGGGUGCCCUUGGCAGGUGCCCUCCUCCUGCUCCUCAUCGCCCUGGUGAUCACCAUCGUGCUGUGUCAACAAACCAGAAGACGAAGAUGCAGGUGUAAGAGACCUGCAAAUGGGAAGCCCCCCAAGAAACCCAGGACUCCAAACUAACAAAGAUCAGCAUCUGCUCCUCGUGGCUUCUGGAUCUUCUCCUGGGAGCUGUCAGCACAGAAAUCCAUCAUCUCCUGCAUUAUCCACAAGGCCACUGCACCUCAGCCACUCUGCCCUGACAGGUUUGAGGAGAGGAGAGGGAGCACAGACACACGGACAGGGAGCAGAAGCUCCCUGCGAGCUGCAGGGUAAAGCACAGCUCCUUCCAAACCCUGAGCUCCUCUCAAAGGUCACCUCUGCUCCAGGACAGGGCUCAGGCACUAGAGCCAGGCCAAUUCUCAUGCUGACACACCUCAGUGAGAAGCUGGUGAGAAAAGAGGGCAUGAGCUGGACCUUUGCUCAAGGUCUGAGAUUUCCUCCCAAAAUGCAGCCAGAGGUGGAAUUUGCUACACAAAACCUUAAAAAUAAUUAUCCUCACUCAACACGUCUUCUUGCUGUGGUGCCUCUCUCCUAGGGUUUUUAUUGUUUCAUGUAAUGGAAUACAAGAUUGCAUUGAGAAGCUAAAUAUGGAUUAAUUGCCUUACUUUUGAGGUUUUUACAGUCCUGGGGGCUAAGGUUCACCACUCCCCUCACACUAUCCUUAU